AGCAUGCAGGACCUCUCCAGGUAGCCAGGUAGCUCAGGUGAAUUCCCCUUUUCAUAAGGACUGCUGCAAAAGCCUACUCCUCCACCUCAGGGCAAUGGCUCCUCGUCCAGAAGUCAGAGAUACCUUGUCUCCCACUCUUGAUACGGCACCCAAAGACUCAGUCGUCCUGCCAGCAUAUUCUACAGAGGACAAGUAUGAGGAUGACCCCUGGAAUCUCCCUGAACUGCAGGACAAUGGACUCAAGUGGUCAGAGUUGGAUACCAAAGGGAAGGUUUUGCGGGUUCUGACUGCCGUUGUCAAGUUCAUUCUGCUGGUUGGAUUUCUCUACAUGUUCGUUUGCUCUCUAGACGUCCUGAGCUCUGCUUUCCAGCUAGUUGGAGGUAAGGCAGCUGGGGACAUCUUCCAGGACAAUGCGGUGCUGUCCAACCCUGUGGCUGGCCUAGUGAUUGGAGUGCUGGUCACAUUGUUAGUCCAGAGUUCUAGCACGUCCUCCUCUAUUGUGGUCAGCAUGGUGUCUUCUGGAUUGCUGGAGGUCCAGUCUGCAGUGCCAGUCAUUAUGGGAGCCAACAUUGGAACCUCAGUCACCAACACCAUUGUGGCCAUGAUGCAGGCAGGGGACAGAAAUGAGUUCCGCAGGGCGUUUGCUGGUGCCACAGUGCAUGACUUCUUCAACUGGCUGUCUGUGCUAAUCCUGCUGCCUCUGGAGGCAGCUACUGGUGUCCUGUACAAACUCACCAAGAUCAUCAUCGACUCCUUCAACAUCCAGGGGGGAAACAACGCCCCUGACCUGCUCAACGUCAUCACAGACCCUCUCACCGAUGCCAUCAUAGAGCUGGACAAAAAGGUAAUCAGUGACAUUGCCACCGGUGACCCAGCAGCCAGAAACAAGAGUUUGAUCAAAAUCUGGUGCAAAACAGAGAAAAUCACGACUCUUGUGAAUAUAACAGUUCCCUCAGAUGCCAAUUGCACGACCGGUGCCCUCUGUUGGGUGGAAGGCAACAAGACAUUGACCCAGAUAAAUGUCACUGAAACAAUCAAUCUAGAGAGAUGCAACCAUAUCUUUGUUUAUGCUAACCUGCCUGACCUGGCUGUGGGCCUCAUUCUGCUGGCCCUAUCCCUGCUUAUCCUCUGUACCUGCCUCAUCCUCAUUGUCAAGCUGCUCAACUCCAUGCUUAAGGGACAGGUGGCUGUGGUCAUCAAGAAAGUGCUCAACACAGACUUCCCUUUCCCCUUUGGCUGGGUCACUGGUUACAUUGCCAUCAUGGUCGGAGCAGGAAUGACCUUCAUUGUCCAGAGCAGCUCUGUCUUCACCUCUGCAAUCACUCCCCUUGUUGGUAUUGGUGUUAUUAGCCUUGAGAGAGCUUAUCCUCUGACAUUGGGCUCAAAUAUCGGCACAACUACCACUGCUAUUCUUGCUGCUAUGGCUGCUCCUGGAGAAACCCUGGCCAACUCACUGCAGGUCGCACUGUGCCAUUUCUUCUUCAACAUAGCGGGGAUUCUGCUGUGGUACCCCAUCCCCUUCACUCGGAUCCCCAUCCGCUUGGCCAGAGCCCUGGGGAACCGCACAGCCAAGUACCGUUGGUUCGCAGCGCUCUACCUCUUACUCUGCUUCCUCCUCAUGCCCCUGACCAUCCUGGGGCUCUCCCUGGCCGGCUGGCAAGUCCUGGUUGGGGUGGCCGUACCCAUCGUUGUCCUCGCCAUCUUCAUCAUCGUUGUUAACCUGAUGCAGGCACGUUGUCCUCAGUACCUGCCCAGCGGGCUGCGUGACUGGGACUUCCUGCCCCGCCCCCUGCACUCCAUGGCCCCCUGGGACCGUGUGGUGACAUCAGGCAUGGCCUUCUGCGGCGCUCGCUGCUGCUGCAAGUGCUGCCAGAGUACUGACGAUGAAGAGAAGGGUUUGCAGGAGAGGAAGAAAAGUCUGGAGAUAUAUGAUAACCCAGUCCUAACCAGAGACGAUGAGCCGCAAGAGACCUCCAAGGAAACUAUGAAAGCCACACAGCUCUAACACAGUUAACAUAUCUAUCUGUAUGACAUAUAUAACCUAUUUGUAACAUGUUUGUAAUUCUCCAAGUUUGCUUUGGCUUUAUGGAGUUAACCAGCCUCUGUUUCGGUGAUACUGUAUCAUGUGGUGUAAGCCUGCACAUCUUGUAGGAAAACAUCACCAAAAAGUGAGUGUCCACUAUAUAUACACUGAGUAUACUAAACAAUAGGAACACCUCCCUAAUAUUGAAUUGUACCCCCUACCCCCCUGCUCUUUAUGACAUAGACUGACCAGGUGAAUCCAGGUGUAAGUUAUGAUAUCACUUGUUAAGUCCACUACAAUCAGUGUAGAUGAAGGGGAGGUCGACAGGUUAAAGAAGGAUUUGAAGCCUUGAGACAAUUGAGACAUGGGUGAAUGGGAAAGACAAAAUAUUCAAAU
This is a messenger RNA of Oncorhynchus kisutch (coho salmon), 2419 nucleotides long. Its product is annotated as sodium-dependent phosphate transport protein 2B. Gene Ontology annotation, biological process: sodium-dependent phosphate transport; intracellular phosphate ion homeostasis. The transcript is spliced from 13 exons. The record is from RefSeq and is a predicted model, not a curated record. NCBI's taxonomy places the organism in Eukaryota, Metazoa, Chordata, Actinopteri, Salmoniformes, Salmonidae. The coding region runs from base 95 to 2005 and encodes 636 amino acids. Gene Ontology annotation, molecular function: sodium:phosphate symporter activity. Gene Ontology annotation, cellular component: apical plasma membrane; vesicle; brush border.